This is a messenger RNA of Mytilus californianus (California mussel), 1017 nucleotides long. RefSeq names its product fibrinogen-like protein A. The record is from RefSeq and is a predicted model, not a curated record. The transcript has 4 exons. The coding region runs from base 474 to 845 and encodes 123 amino acids. Lineage: Eukaryota; Metazoa; Mollusca; Bivalvia; Mytilida; Mytilidae.
UUUUUUUUUUUGUUGAAAUAUAUAAUAUAACAAGUGGAGGGAGUGUAUUGAAGAGUAACACAUAGAGAGAAAUAUUUAUUUGGAAUAAUGCAGUACCCUUGGAAGUUGAACUCAAUUGUUUUAGUAUAUGCUUUCUGUUUGUGUUGGUACGUAAAUAUACAUGUAACAGCAGUAUCACCAAACGCCAUAGAUAUAAGGAAUGAAGAUCCAUUGUCUUUACCAUUGUGAAUCGACAAAGGAGCACAAUUAGCUGCCAUGUUAGAUACGAAAGCCAUAAAUAGAAAAAUGAAAGUUUACAUAAAACACUUAUGAGGAAUAUGAUUCAAAAUUCUGUGCAGGAAGAAAUGCAAGGAGCUUUUAAGACAUCGUUAGAAGAGAACUCAACAAUAGAUUUCAUCAGAAAUAUAACACUGCAGGGAAUAUAUGCUUUUUGAAGGAGAAGGGACAGGAGGAACUUUUCCACCAAGUCACCAAUGAAGAUUAUCCAGAGAAGAAUAAAUGGAUGGCUUGAUUUCCAGAGAUCGUGGAUAGAUUAUAAAAACAGAUUUGGAAAUGUUGAUGAGGAAUACUGGAAAGGAAACAAACACAUUCACAGCCUGCCAUCCAGUGGUAAAUAUGAACUGAGAAUAGACCUAACGGAUUUGUUCAAUAAAAAGAAGUAUGCUGUGUAUAAAACUUUUGUUGUUGGAGAUGCAGUGUCCAAGUAUAAACUUACUUUUGAGAAUUACAGUGGGAAUGCAGGUGAUAUAUUGGCUAAUCAAAAUGGAACGAAGUUUUCAACGACUGACCAGGAUAAUGAUAAAAAUAGUAUUGCUGAUUGUGUGGAAAAGUUUGGGCCAUGGUGACAUAAGCAUUGCUGCUUAGGUAGUCUUAACAGGAGUUACUUCCACAACCCGUGGACUCGUUCUAUGAGCACCAACACAUUGAAACGUGCAGCAAUGAUGUUAAGAAAAGUGAAGUAACGGAAUAACAUACAACAUUUAUAAACUUCAUUCAAAGCAAAACAAAAUUUCAUUA